AGGAAGAUCCUCGCGAGGAAAGAAGACAGAACGUGACUGCACAGCAUGGUGCCUUGGACUGUAUGCGUGCUGCUGCUGAGCGCAGGCCUCGCAAGGACAGGGUCAAAUGCUCAGGAGUGUGGACAGGCUCCUCUGAGCUCCAGAGUGGUGGGGGGUGGAGAUGCUCCUGCUGGAUCAUGGCCUUGGCAGGUCAGCAUGCACGUCCGUGGGUCUCACAUCUGUGCAGGGACAGUGAUCGGUGAGGGAUGGGUGCUAACAGCAGCACACUGCAUCAUUACUCGAUCUGUUAGUGAAUACACUCUCUACUUCGGGAGAAACACUCAGGCUGGCCCCAACCCGAAUGAGGUCCGGAGGGCGGUGUCCCAGAUCAUCGUUCAUCCCAACUACAACAACACAUUCCUUAACAACGACGUUGCGCUCAUGAAGCUUGACACACCGGUCACAUACACCAACUUCAUCAGACCGGCCUGCCUGGCCAGUAACGCCAGCCACUUCAACAACGCCACGUCCUGCUGGGCCACCGGCUGGGGCAGAACUGCAAAAGAUGUGUCUUUGCCGGCUUCCUCCCCUCUGCAAGAGGUUCAAAUCCCUGUCAUUGGAAACAAUCAGUGUGCCUGCACUUACGUCCCAGCUGAAGAGGCGAACAUCACUGCCCAGAUGAUUUGUGCGGGGCAAAGAAACAAAGGAAUAUGCCAGGGGGACUCUGGUGGGCCUCUGCAGUGCAAACAGAACUCCACGUGGAUCCAGGCUGGCAUUGCCAGUUUUGGAAUUCCCUGCGCGACGGGCUUCCCCGAAGUCUAUGCCCGAGUGUCGGAGUUCCAGGCUUGGAUCACUGAACAGGUGGCGGGGGCGAGCGUCGGCUUUGUGACGUACAUGUCCAGCGGCGCCGACCCGGACGCCACCGUUGUGUGCCGCAGCACAAAUGCUGGAAGUUCAACCAAGUUCGCGACUGAACUGGCGUUUCUUGUUGUUUUAGUGAAAGUGUUGCUGCAACACAUUUUAGAUACUUAAGAGAGGUUUGAAAAAAACAAACGGCCUUCUUUUCUUUUUAGUUUAUUUCACAAUUAGUUUAGUCUGCAUAGAAAAUGACACAAAUAUGACAAGAUGAAACUGUGACAGUAAGGCUUUGCUUACACAUUUGCACAUUGAGCAAUAUUUUAUAUCAUUCAUAAUCUAAGCUGUAUGAUAACUUUAAUGUUAUUGACUGAUGGUGUAAUUAUGCAUGUACAAAAAUUAGCUUUAUGUUGUAUGGUUUCCAGGAGAGACAUGCUGCACUACUUUAUGUAUUUAACAAACAUUAUUUUUUCUGAAACUUGUUGACGCAUCAUGUGCAAAAAGCAAAAAGACAUUGAGGCUUGCUCUGGAUUAACCUAAAGAUCCUAAAUUAUUCGUGAAGCUGCUGGAUUUUGUGAUUCAUAACUUAUUUUAUUACAGUGAAAUGCAUGAGGUGCUGCUAUCUAAGUUGUUGACAAGCAUGCGACCUUAUUUGGUAACUGUAUUUGAAAUUCUGUACUUUUCCUGCUUCUUGAAAGUAAAUUCUGUGUGCAUAAGAAAGCAGAACUGAAUAAUCAGAUAAGUUCUGCUGUUGUUUUUAACUCCUUUGUAAUAAAUAAAGAACAUCUUUCUUACAAACGGUGCACUUGAAGAUACAUUUCACUUGUAAAAAUACAAAAAGUACUUGAAGAAAUGAAACUACAGUGCAAGUGUCUCAUCUCAAAUCCCCUUUUGCCUCUUAGAAGUCAAAUUUAGGGCUUUUUGGUGUGAUAUUUUUGCCAAGUUAAUGGAUUUAAAAAACAAAUUGGAUGCAAAUAACAGUUUAUACAAGGACACAUGUUCUUCAUUUUUCAGUUGUUGUAGCUUUUGUUUGUGUUUGAUUCAGAUAUAUCACAUUCGCUUUAGAAGAGUUUGAAUAUCCUCAGAGCGCCCGCUUUUUAAUAGAAGUCUGAUAAGUUUUUUUUAUUUUUUUCAGUUCUCACUCUGAUGGAGCGUGUAGAUUCAGAUGUUUUUUUCAUAACACAUUUAAGUGUCUCACUCGAUGAGUCUGAUGUCUUUUCAUGUUUGCGUUUAGUUGCAUAACUUAGUUAACUUUGGGUAAACUGUCAUUUUGCAAUAGGAUGCAUGAAGUGACACUUACUGUCACUCUCAGACUUAAUAAGCGUAUUAAAGUGUGUUGCAACAAAGAAACUCAUAACAAAAUUUGAAUGUCUACUUAUUUCAGAAAGAACGUUGAAUUACUUUUAUUUCAUGUCAGUUCCUUAAUUUUUUUUAUUUUCUGUUAAAGUGUUUUCUUUCUUGUA
Molecule: messenger RNA, 2297 nt
Organism: Salarias fasciatus (jewelled blenny)
Lineage: Eukaryota; Metazoa; Chordata; Actinopteri; Blenniiformes; Blenniidae
Product: testisin
Exons: 6
Coding region: 46-1011 (321 amino acids)
Biological process (GO): proteolysis
Molecular function (GO): serine-type endopeptidase activity
Source: RefSeq, a predicted model, not a curated record